AUGUCGGAGGAACAAUCUGACUCCAACUCCACCGGCUACUAUUUUGACAACCCAUCAACAAAAGUCCAGCACAGCUUCGUGUUCUCAGGACCCAUGUUUGUGCUCCUCAUGGUGAUGAUGGUGACACUAGUGGUGGUGAUAGUUCUGGGCAACGCGCUGGUCAUUCUGGCUUUCAAAGUGGACAAGAGUUUGAGGAGACAGUGCAAUUAUUACUUCUUGAAUUUGGCCAUCUCAGACUUCCUUGUAGGGGCGUUCUGCAUCCCCGUCUACAUCCCCUACAUCCUGACAGGCAGGUGGACUCUGGGUCGAGGGCUGUGCAAGCUGUGGCUGGUCACCGACUACCUGCUCUGCUCCGCGUCUGUCUUUAGCAUCGUGCUCAUCAGCUACGACCGCUUCCUCUCAGUCACCCGAGCAGUAAGCUACCGUGCGAGACAGAGCAUGACUCACCAAGCCAUAAUCAAGAUGAUUGCAGUCUGGGUGUUGGCCUUUGUCCUGUACGGUCCAGCUAUUAUUUUCUGGGAGCUGGUGGUGGGUAGAAGCCGCGUGCCGAAGGAUGAGUGCUUUGCUGAGUUCUAUUACUCUUGGUACUUCCUGCUGAGUGCAUCCAUGCUGGAGUUUUUCUCUCCUUUCAUCUCAGUGGCUUUCUUCAACCUCAGCAUUUACCUCAGUAUACGCAGGAGGAGGCUCCACCACAGGGAGGCCCAGCUUCAGCUUCAGACAAGUGAACCUGCCUCUGCCCAGGGAGAAGGCAUCCCCUUGUCCCACAACUGGGGGUUUGGAAUAAAAUUGCCUCUGAGAGGCUCCUUCAACUCCCAGACGUCCUCUCCAUGUAUGGGUAAACUGGAUUCCUCAGCCAGCAGGUCGGCUCAGCCGAGCCGUCUGUCCAGGGACAAAAAAAUUGCUAAGUCCCUGGCCAUCAUAGUGUGUGUGUUUGCCAUCUGCUGGGCCCCAUACACCCUACUGAUGAUCAUCCGUGCUGCCUGCAGAGGGCGAUGCAUCCAGCAUCACUGGUAUGAGGUCACCUUCUGGCUCCUGUGGCUCAACUCUGCCAUUAACCCGUUCCUGUACCCUCUGUGCCACAGUAGUUUCCGCAGGGCUUUUAGCAAGAUCCUCUGCCCAAAGCGGUGCACAGCUUCCCCUUCAUCUGUCCUUCGGACCGCUCAGUGA
This is a messenger RNA of Nematolebias whitei (Rio pearlfish), 1167 nucleotides long. Its product is annotated as histamine H3 receptor-like. Gene Ontology annotation, molecular function: histamine receptor activity. The coding region runs from base 1 to 1167 and encodes 388 amino acids. NCBI's taxonomy places the organism in Eukaryota, Metazoa, Chordata, Actinopteri, Cyprinodontiformes, Rivulidae. The record is from RefSeq and is a predicted model, not a curated record. Gene Ontology annotation, biological process: adenylate cyclase-activating adrenergic receptor signaling pathway. Gene Ontology annotation, cellular component: membrane. The transcript is spliced from 3 exons.